AUGAAGCAACUCCAGCAGCGAGCUCUUGAUCAGUUAGCCGUGCUCCAGUCUCGUGUGCAAGCCGUCCUAACUCAGACCUACGAACUCCACGAGUACCCGAUCCCUCGUCUUUUCGUUGUCCUUCCUCAAGACCCUUCAGGUUGGGAUGCCGUAAAUCCAUUCUCGAACAAGUUCCGUCUCUACUUUCUAUGCGAGUGCGGAGAACACACCAAGUCGAUCGACUGCAAGACCGAGAUCUCUCAUGAUAUCCACUUUGCUAAACAUGAAGGCUACGAGAUCGCUCGGCCUUCAGAGUUCUUUCAGCAAUACGGCCCCUAUGUCCUCACUAUCCUCAAGAUGCUCAAGUUCGGUGUUUCGGUUGCCGGAGUGGCUGUACCAGCUAUCUCUCAUCUGGUCAAAUCGGACGCCAUCGAUCAAGCCACUGCCGGUAUACAACAGUUGAGGGACAACAUUGAGCCUGGAAUGGAUCAUCUCAUAGGCUGGAUGGACAAGGUCUCUGUGAAUGAAGGCGAGGCUGUUGACGAGUUUUCUAAGCAGAUGGAGAAGAAGGAGGCAUUGGAAGGCGCCGAUCUACGCAAGCUCGACACCUUUCUGAAGGACAUGGACGGCAAUAAGGUGUUGGGGAACCUGUACAGGACCGUUACGGACGAGGGACAUGUCAAAUGGGUUUGCAUUGACCACUACCGCAUGAACUAUCUAGAAAACUCGGCCAAGGAGUUCCUGCGCGUGUUAGAUUCCGUCGGAGGAUCGUUUAGUGAAAACGUCGGUAGGGUUGACGUGAGACUCCAGUCGAGAGCGUUGGCAGGACAUUUCUUUUCAGCACUGGGAAAGGCGAGAUCUGUCUACGAGCUCGAUAUUGGCUUGCACUGGGCCUGUACUACAAGUGAUCUUGAAGCACUGGAGGAUGCGCUCAAGAAAUCAAGAGUAUCAAUUCUUCGACUGGAUCUUCAACAAUUUCGGACGAGCGUCGUCAGGAAACUACUAUCGACAUCCACACCAUAUGACGUCAUUUCCCGCAUCAGAGAUCUUCCUAAUAUGAAAGUACUUCAUAUUCUUCUUUCAAAGGAGCUCGUCAACUUCCUUGGAUUUCCACCCAAAAAAUCAACUCAUGUUUGUAAGAUGUCCUGCGAACUGGCAUCUACAUUAAUUGGAGGAAGGGAGUUUGGAAUACUAGCUGAGGCACUCAAGACCAACUCGACCCUGACCACUUUGGACUUGGGGGGCAACUCGAUCGGAUUCGACGGAGCCAAGGCGCUGGCUGAGGCACUCAAGACCAACUCGACCCUGGCCACUUUGCACCUGUGGAAUAACUCGAUCGGAUCCGACGGAGCCAAGGCGCUGGCUGAGGCACUCAAGACCAACUCGACCCUGACCACUUUGGACUUGGGGAAUAACUCGAUCGGAUCCGACGGAGCCAAGGCGCUGGCUGAGGCACUCAAGACCAACUCGACCCUGACCACUUUGGGCUUGGGGAAUAACUCGAUCGGAUCCGACGGAGCCAAGGCGCUGGCUGAGGCACUCAAGACCAACUCGACCCUGACCACUUUGGACUUGGGGGGCAACUCGAUCGGAUUCGACGGAGCCAAGGCGCUGGCUGAGGCACUCAAGACCAACUCGACCCUGGCCACUUUGCACCUGUGGAAUAACUCGAUCGGAUCCGACGGAGCCAAGGCGCUGGCUGAGGCACUCAAGACCAACUCGACCCUGACCACUUUGGACUUGAAGUACAACUCGAUCGGAUCCGACGGAGCCAAGGCGCUGGCUGAGGCACUCAAGACCAACUCGACCCUGACCACUUUGCACCUGUGGAAUAACUCGAUCGGAUCCGACGGAGCCAAGGCGCUGGCUGAGGCACUCAAGACCAACUCGACCCUGGCCACUUUGGACUUGAAGUACAACUCGAUCGGAUCCGACGGAGCCAAGGCGCUGGCUGAGGCACUCAAGACCAACUCGACCCUGGCCACUUUGGACUUGAAGGACAACUCGAUCGGAUCCGACGGAGCCAAGGCGCUGGCUGAGGCACGCAAGACCAACUCGACCCUGACCACUUUGGGCUUGUAG
Messenger RNA from Linnemannia hyalina, 2061 nucleotides. NCBI's taxonomy places the organism in Eukaryota, Fungi, Mortierellomycota, Mortierellomycetes, Mortierellales, Mortierellaceae. The record is from the annotation of a GenBank genome assembly.